AUGAUGCCCCGAUUUCCCGGGAGGCUGGCGAUGGGGAGGAUGAGGCUGGCGCUCAGAAGAGAGCUACAUACAGAACGCCAAAAGCCCGGCUAUUGGCUGGCUGCGGUGGGCGGCGCGUCGGCGCUGCUGCUCGGCGGCUACAUCUUCGACCAAACACGACCCCAGCAAAUGAACCCGAUGGCCCGGGCAGCAGAUUAUGAUUUUGCGCCCCCGCUGCGGAAAGAUCUGCCCGUUUUCAAAAUUGACGAGGUGAAAAAGCACGGUAAGGAGGCGCCGAGAAUAUGGAUCAUGUACAAGAAUGGUGUCUACGACGUUACUGAAUUUGUGGAAAACCACCCGGGAGGGGAUAAGAUACUCUUGGCCGCCGGUGGAUCAGUAGAACCCUUCUGGGCCAUCUACGCGCAGCACAAAACGAAGGAGGUUGCGGAGAUUUUGGAGCCGAUGCGCAUCGGGAACGUCGACGAGGAGGAUUUGAAAAAUGCUCCAAAAGCCGACGCGAACGACCCGUUUGCCAAGGACCCGGCGCGCCACCCAGCACUACUCGUCAACUCGAACAAACCCUUCAAUGCCGAGUCCCCGCCUGCUCUGCUCAUGGACGCCUUCCUCACGCCAAAUGAGCUAUUCUUCGUCCGGAAUCACCUGCCCGUGCCGGAGACUGAUGAAAAGCAGCACCGAGUCGAGAUCUCCGGCCUAAAGGUCAAGGGCAAAUUCACGCUGAGCGUCGAGGAUCUGAAGCAAAAGUACGAGCCGGUGUCGGUGAAAUCGGUGGUGCAGUGUGCUGGAAAUCGGCGUGCUGACAUGAACGCGGAGAAGGCCGUUCAGGGCCUGAUGUGGACCGGCACCGCGAUUGGAUGCGCAAAAUGGACGGGCGUACGCCUACGUGACGUUCUGAUGACGGCUGGGGUCGACCCCUCGGACCCCUCGAUCAAGCACGUCCACUUUGAGGGCGCCGACGUGGACCCGGACGGCAAGCCGUACGGCGCCUCGAUCCCCUUCCAAAAAGCCAUGUCUUCCGAGGUCAUCAUCGCCUACGAAAUGAACGGCAAAGAGAUACCCCGCGACCACGGGUACCCGCUGCGCCUGAUCGUUCCCGGGAAUGUGGGCGCGCGGCAGGUAAAAUGGCUGAAAGCCAUCCACACCAGUGACGUGGAAAGCCCAGCGCAUUGGCAGCAAAAGGAUUACAGAGUCUUCUCGCCGGCCGUUCAGAUCGGCGACGACCUGAAGUGGGACAAGGCGUACUCGAUCCAGGAGUACCCCGUGCAGUCGGCAUUUUGCGUGCCCGCCGCCAAGGCCAAGGUGAAGCGCUCCGAGGAGGAGAUCUCGGUGGCCGGAUACGCGUGGAGCGGCGGCGGUCGCGGAAUUAUUCGGGUGGAUGUUUCCGCUGAUGGCGGCAAAACGUGGAAACCGGCCGAACUCGAGCAUGCCGAGGAGCAACCGAUCGACCGGAUGUGGGCGUGGACCUUGUGGAAGACGAAUAUCACGCUGCCCAAAGACGGGAACAGCCUGGAGCUGGCCGUAAAAGCCACCGAUCGCGCCUACAACACCCAGCCCGACACGGCCACCGGCAUCUGGAACGUGCGCGGGCUGAUCAACAACGCGUGGCAUCGCGUCAAAGUGCAAAUUAUUGACGAU
Molecule: messenger RNA, 1632 nt
Organism: Mesorhabditis spiculigera
Lineage: Eukaryota; Metazoa; Nematoda; Chromadorea; Rhabditida; Rhabditidae
Source: the annotation of a GenBank genome assembly